Molecule: messenger RNA, 1108 nt
Organism: Microdochium trichocladiopsis
Lineage: Eukaryota; Fungi; Ascomycota; Sordariomycetes; Xylariales; Microdochiaceae
Exons: 2
Coding region: 67-939 (290 amino acids)
Source: RefSeq, a predicted model, not a curated record
CCUCAACACGUCCUGCUACCCCACGACGCCAGAUAUUAUUAGUGCAGGGUUUUGGUAUCAAGGGUAAUGGCGGCACGUCGCGCGUGGCUUGAGUAUUUCUUGCGGGCACCCCCGCUCUUUGUAACUGUAAGCACUGCCUCUCGUCUAGGCCGUUGCUUCUCUGGGGUGACCACCAGAUCAUAUCUCAGAGCUCUAGCACUGCUCCAGCCUCUCGCAAACUGCCCUUAUAUCGCUUUUUCCUACUCGAGUGUUCCUAGAAGCACAACAUCUGGCAUCAUGGCGCCCACGAGAUCCAACAGCGCCUCCUCGACGACACACGACUCCCCUCCUUCAUACUCUGCAAGCUCGACAACACCACCCUCACAAAGCGAGAAGCUUUCAUCAAAUCCUUUUGAUCCCCAGCCCGAGUCCAGUACCAAAACCACAGAUUACAAGCCACCAGUCAAAGCCCACAGUCCACUCCCAUACAUUGACGACGGCGGGCUCCCCGAGGUAGUCACGUCGCACCAGUCCGUCGACAUCCGGCCCGAUAUUGAUCCACACAAGAUCCGCGAGCAGCAGAUCUAUCCUCACCAGCGCGACAGCAUCGCUAGUCAGUCGACUGCACUCGGAAGCUUCAGCGCCGCGACAGUUACGCCUCUGCAUCUGCUGGGUGAUCAGCCCGACACGGUCGAUUGCCCGUUCUGCCAGCGCCGCUCGAUAACGCGUGUGAAGAAGAAGCCGUCACUGGCCACCCACGCCGCUGCGACGGGCCUCUUCCUCACCACUAUAGGCGGGACCGUGGUCCCAUACGCGAAGCAGUGGAAGAGCCAUGUGAGCCACUACUGCAACAACUGCAACCGCAAGGUCGCCCAGCGCCGCAACGGCCAGGAUACAAUGCAGCCGCUGGGGACGCCGGAGCACAUGCGCGAGGUGUCGCGGUAUCCAGCAGCAGCGUGAGAAAGCCUCUUCAGUGGCGUCGAGUCGGAGUUAUGUUGAUAAGAACAUUAAGAUGUUUUUCUUUUUGAGCACUGGCAUGCGUUGAUGGGUCCGGGUGUGCUUGCGUGCUGUCUUUAGACAUGAUCGCUGCCAGGAAUUAAAGGCAGGCUAAUAGUCAAGGUCUGUACAC